Trichomonas vaginalis G3 is the source of this 1098-nucleotide messenger RNA. RefSeq names its product RNA ligase (ATP) protein. The transcript has a single exon. Gene Ontology annotation, biological process: RNA processing. The record is from RefSeq and is a predicted model, not a curated record. NCBI's taxonomy places the organism in Eukaryota, Parabasalia, Trichomonadida, Trichomonadidae. Gene Ontology annotation, molecular function: RNA ligase (ATP) activity. Bases 1 to 1098 code for a protein of 365 amino acids. Gene Ontology annotation, cellular component: nucleus; tRNA-splicing ligase complex.
AUGUGGUUCGAUCUUCAGCAUCUCGCUAUAGAUCCAUCUCUUAUCAAGGAAAUCAAGCCUUGCGUUUACGAGAUUCCAAUUGGUUUCGUUCCAAACAUGAAGGUUCCAGGUUAUUUCUACUCAACACCCGAAAUGGCAAAGUACGCAUUCGAUGAACUUCAGAACUGGAUGUCGAACCGUAACCAGGGUCUCCCAUCAAUCUUACAGAUUUCAUUUGUUGCUACACUUCCAGGUAUCACAAAGGGCUCAUUCGGUAUGCCAGAUAUGCACUCUGGUUAUGGUUUCUCAAUUGGUGGCGUUGCAGCAUUCGAUACAACAGAUCCAGAUGCAUUCAUCUCUCCAGGUGGUGUUGGCUACGAUAUCAACUGUGGUGUCCGCUUGAUGACAACAAACUUAACAUGGGAAGAGGUCGAGCCAGUCAAGAAGGAACUCGUUGAGAAGCUCUACGAGUACAUCCCAGUUGGCGUUGGUGGCAAGCUCGAUGGCGUCUGCGAUCGUGACCAUCUUCGUGAUGUAAUGUUAAAGGGCGCUGGCUGGGCACUUGAGAAUGGUUUCGCAGUUCAAGAGGAUAUCGACAACUGUGAAGAGAAUGGUUGUCUCAAGGGUGCUGAUCCAUCUUUGAUCUCAGACCGCACAAUUACACGUGGUACAGGCCAGCUUGGCACAGUUGGUGCAGGAAACCACUACAUCGAAGUUCAGCGUGUCGACAAGAUCCUCGAUGAGGAGAAAGCACGCGUGAUGGAUCUUCACGAGGGACAAGUUGUUGUCAUGAUCCACACAGGAUCUCGUGGCUUAGGUCACCAGGUUGCAGAUGAGAACAUGAAAGUAUGCUCAGAGAAGUUUGUCAAGGAAUCACUCCCAGACAAGCAGCUUGCUGCACCAUCUUUCCACUCUGAGGAAAGCCAGAAGUACUUGCGUGCAAUGUACGCAGCUGCAAACUUCGCUUGGUGCAACCGUCAGGUAAUCAUGCACAACGUUCGCCGCGCAUUCUCUGAUGUCUUCAAGGACCGCAAAUUAGAGACACACCUCGUCUAUGACGUUGCACACAACAUCGCAAAGGUCGAGAAGCACAACAUCGACGGUGUUGAGAAGGAGUAA